Messenger RNA from Tarenaya hassleriana, 2053 nucleotides. RefSeq lists its product as uncharacterized. The record is from RefSeq and is a predicted model, not a curated record. Bases 223 to 1695 code for a protein of 490 amino acids. The transcript is spliced from 2 exons. Lineage: Eukaryota; Viridiplantae; Streptophyta; Magnoliopsida; Brassicales; Cleomaceae.
CGUUGAAAAUUGAAUGAGAACUGGGAAAGAUAACGACCGGAGAGAGACUGGACCCCUUGAGGAGAGAGAGGGAGACGGCUCAUCCAUCGUAAUAAAGUCAGUUUUUUUUUUCUCUUUUAUUUUUUUACUUUCGGAUUUUCUCGCGAGAAUCUGCUCUGGUUUCUGCGGAGAUCGGAGUGUUGGAGUACUGAAUCUGGAUGUGAUUUUGUCGGUGAAUCGGAGAUGAGGAACGUGAACAAUACCGUCGAGACCGUGAACGCCGCCGCAACCGCCAUCGUCACCGCCGAGUCCCGCGUUCAGCCGACGGCGGUCCAGAAGAGAAGAUGGGGAAGCUGCUGGAGCCUUUACUCAUGUUUUGGAUCCCAAAAGAACAAUAAACGGAUCGGUCAUGCUGUACUUGUCCCAGACCUGGCCGUACCUGGAGUCCCUGUGGCUACUAUCCGAAACUCGACCACUUCAACUCCAAUCGUUCUUCCCUUUAUAGCUCCUCCUUCGUCUCCUGCUGGAUUUCUGCAAUCCGAUCCUCCAUCCGUGGCUCAAUCCCCUGCUGGUCUUCUUUCCCUCACCAUCAAUACAUAUUCCCCCUCUGGACCUUCAUCGGCCUUUGCCAUUGGCCCUUACGCACAUGAAACUCAACCGGUCACUCCUCCACAAUUCUCCGCCUUCACGACAGAACCCUCCACCGCACCUUUCACCCCACCCCCCGAAUCAGUUCACAUGACUACUCCUUCUUCCCCUGAAGUGCCCUUUGCUCAGUUGCUGGCUUCAUCCUUGGAGAGAGCUCGGAGGAAUAGUGAUGGGAUGGAUCAGAAGUUCUCGUCGUCCCACUACGAGUUUCAGUCUCAUCAGGUCUACCAAAGGAGCCCUGGUGGUAAUCUAAUCUCCCCUGGGUCUGUGAUUUCGAACUCCGGCACAUCUUCUCCGUACCCGGUAAAGUGUCCCAUCGUUGAGUUCCGUGCGGGUGAACCUCCCAAGCUAUUGGGUUUCGAGCAUUUCACGGCACGGAAAUGGGGUUCAAGGUUUGGUUCUGGAUCCAUUACACCGGUUGGGCAAGGUUCGAGGUUGGGUUCAGGUGCUCUGACUCCUGAUGGUGGAGGCCUCGGUUCAAGGUUGGGUUCUGGCUCAGUGACACCAAUCACUGUUGGGAUUUCAAGACUCAGUUCUGGAGCUAUGACACCCGAUGGCAUAUGGCCUGCACCACUCGAAGGCACUCUCCUGGAGAAUCAGAUAUCUGAGGUGGCAUCACUGGCCAACUCAGAUCACGGGUCUAGGCAGGAUGAAGUGGCAGUCGAUCACAGAGUUUCGUUUGAGUUGACAGGUGAAGAUGUUGCUCGUUGUCUAGCGAGCAAGCUUAACAGAUCCGGUUUAGAUGUUACACAGGACAGGGCAAAAAAUGGUAACAAAAUGGAGACAGAAGAAACAUCUGUAGACAGACGAAACAGCUGCCAUGGGGAAACUUCCGGUAAUAUCUCCGAGAAAGGGUAUGGAGAAACAGAGAGCGAGCAGAGUCACAAGCUGAGAUCUUUCUCGCUAGGGUCGAGCAAAGAAUUCAACUUCGACAACAGGAAAGAAGAGAUCCCGGAAAAGCCAGCGGUUAGGAGAGAGUGGUGGGCAAAUGAGAAGGUAGCGGGGAAAGGCGAUAGCCCGGGAAACAACUGGAGUUUCUUCCCGGGCUUACGCUCUGCUGUCAGCUGAGAAACGAAGAAGCUUUCCUUGCUUCAUCCCAAAUUCUUCUAACAAAACCUGAUCAUGUGUUUCAGAUGUGGCGAGAAAAUUAAACGGUAAGGUUUGGUCUAACAAAAUAUAUAUAAAAAAACGAUACAGAAACGACGGUCCAAUGAAGGGAACAUUGAGAUAUACUGGUUAUGAUAAAAUGGACAUUCUCUGAUAAAUUGCUUCAACUUGAUUUCGUCAUACCAAACAUUAGCCUUUGGGUAUAUACUAUACACAAUAUAUGUAUAUAGGAGUACUGAGCUGUGUGUUUCCUUUCCUUUCCUUCUUUGUAAUGAAAUACAUUCAGAUUUAGAAGAAUAUUUAUCCCCCCAUUCUCUUC